GCUGCUGUUCUGCCUGAGCCACGGUGCAGCUGAGAAGGUGGAGGUGGCUGCACCUCCUUCAUUGUCUGAGUGGAAGGCACCGAGGAGCGGAUCUGUAAUCCCGUCUUUCCUCCUGCUGCUCACUCACUCACUCUCUCAGUCGUCCGCCAUGGCGACCGCAGAAAGCCUCGUCUCCGGUCCGAGCAGCAUCUAAACACCCAACCGGGUUUCUGCUUCUUUUUUUUACUUGGACGUGGAUGUAACUAAUAUCUCCUUUCAGCUGGUGAAAGACAUCCGUGUGGAUCAGCGCGCAUUUGGAGAGAGAAGGGGCUGGGCAGUGAGCAUUGCAGUGCAACAUGGCAGAGCCAGACCCAGAGCCAAUAGCCUUUGGAGCAGGGCAGCGCCUCGGAGCCCCGGAGACUCUUGGCAUCAGUACGCUGGACCCCGGGCACAGACCCCCGGCCAUGCCCCCUGGACGCCACGUCACCGUCAGGGUUCGCAUGUUGGACGACUCAGAGGAGCUCUUUGACAUCUCGCAAAAAGCCUCAGGCAAGGUGCUGUUUGACCUGGUGUGCUCCCACAUGAACCUCAUCGAGGGCGACUACUUCGGCUUGGAGUUUCAGAACCAUCAAAAGAUGAUGGUUUGGUUGGACCAUAUCAAGCCCAUUAUCAAGCAGCUCAGACGACCGAAGCACACAAUCCUGAGGUUUGCUGUGAAGUUCUUUCCUCCAGACCAUGCCCAGCUACUGGAGGAGCUAACAAGGUACCUGUUUGCCCUGCAGAUUAAACAGGAUGUUUCCUGUGGACGUCUGACCUGCAAUGACACCAGUGCUGCACUGAUGGUCUCCCAUAUUAUCCAGUCUGAGAUUGGGGACUUUGAGGAGAGCCAGUGCCGGUCACACCUCCUCAACAACAACUACAUCCCAGAUCAAAUGCCCCUGAUAGACAAGAUCAUGGAGUCUCACUCAAAGAAUAUAGGUCAAACACCAGCAGAAUCAGACUAUCAGUUACUAGAAGUGGCGCGCAGGUUGGAGAUGUAUGGGAUUCGCCUCCACCCUGCCAAGGAUCGUGAGGGCACGAGGCUAAGCCUGGCUGUGGCAAACACCGGCGUCCUGGUCUUUCAGGGGCACACAAAGAUUAACGCCUUCAACUGGUCUAAAGUGCGUAAACUGAGCUUCAAGAGGAAACGUUUCCUCAUCAAGCUGAGACCAGAUCUAAAUAGUUCAUAUCAGGACACUCUGGAGUUUAUGAUGGGCAGCAGAGACUGCUGCAAAGUCUUCUGGAAGAUCUGUGUCGAAUACCACGCCUUCUUCCGCCUCUUUGAGGAACCGAAGCCGAAGCCCAAGCCUGUGCUCUUCACACGAGGCUCCUCCUUCAGAUUCAGCGGUCGCACACAGAAGCAGGUGAUGGAUUACGUGAGGGAGUCUGAGUUUAAAAAGAUCCCGUUUGAAAGGAAACACAGUCGGGUCCAACACAGCAGUCGGGUCCAACAAAAUAUCCGCCUGUCCCCGUUGCCUUCUCCACGCCACCAUGAAGUGCCAACAGAAAGUGGUGCUCCCGGGGACAGAGUAGACUCUCCCUCUCGGCGUCAUUGGAAGGAGUCGGUGUUGGUGAGUGCAGAAGACCCCUCGGCCUCAAGGACGACAAGGGCGAGUCCGUCUCACCAGAGAAACGGCCACGAGGACAGAACGGGGUCUGUGUCCAGGACCGAGGAGACGAGAGGCUCAACGCGACAGACCCACCCAGAACAUCCGCGUACAGGAGUGGUGCCCAACAGCCCUCACCUGUCUGCGUCCUCUGGUCACUCCCACGGCAUGGUCAACGGUCAGAAGUCACUGGAGCUGUGCGGUCACAGUCCCGACGGCCGGCUGCCUUCCCCACUCACCAGCCCGCUGCUCAACGACGCCGGCAGCAUUCGCACUGACGAUGAAGAUGAGGUUCGGAGGAAGCGGUUCCCAACAGAUCGGGCCUACUUCAUCGCCAAGGAGCUGUUGACCACAGAGAGGACGUAUCUGAAGGACCUGGAGGUGGUGACUGUGUCUUUCCAGAAAGCUGUAGGACAAGAUGAGGCGACUCCAGACUCUCUGAAGACCACCGUCCUCUCCACCUUCGAGCCUCUGCACAAGUUCCACGCAGGUUUUCUCAGGGAGGUGGAGCAGAGGCUUGCUCUGUGGGAAGGACGCUCCAAUGCUCACAUAAAAGAUUACCAGCGCAUUGGUGAUGUCAUGCUGAAGAACCUUCAGGGCCUGAAGCCCCUGACAGCAAACCUGCAUAAGCAGUCUGAAGUUCUGUUGGAGCUGGAGAAGGCGUGCAGGGGGUCCCGCAAGUUGGAGGGUCUCUGCAGGGACUUUGAGCUGCAGAAGGUCUGCUACGUCCCCCUCAACGUCUUCAUCCUGCGGCCUCUGCACCGCCUCAGUCACUACAAGCAGAUCCUGGAGCGCCUGUGCAAACACUACCCAGCUACUCAUGUGGAUUUCAGGGACUGCAGAGCUGCUCUGGCAGAUGUGUCUGAGGUGGUGGAGCAGCUCCAGGGAAGCCUAAUGAAGAUGGAGAACUUCCAGAAGCUUCUGGAGCUGAAGAAGGAUUUGAUUGGCGUCGACAAUCUUGUUGUUUCUGGUCGGGAGUUCAUCCGGUUAGGCUGCCUCAGCAAACUGUCUGGAAAAGGCCUGCAGCAACGAAUGUUUUUCCUGUUCAACGACGUCAUAGUGUACACGAGUCGAGGGAUGACGGCGACCAAUCAGUUCAAAGUGCACGGGCAGCUGGCGCUCAAUGGCAUGACAAUCAGAGAGAGUGAAGAUGAGUGGGGUGUGCCGCACGCCUUCACGUUGGUUGGACAGCAGCAGUCGGUGGUGGUGGCAGCAAGUUCGCUAAUGGAGAUGGAGAAGUGGAUGGAGGACAUACAGAUGGCGAUAGAGACGGUGAAAACCAGCAACGGGCCUUCGUCUGACAUUCUGACCAGCGAUCUGAUAGACAACAAAUGCCCUGAGGACUCCUCGGUGGAGGCGGAGUCUGAGGACGACAUAACGGCAUCGCACACCUCGCUGGAGAGGUCCGCCCCUCACCGUGAGGACCCUAGUCCAGUCAGUGAGAAUAAGGCCCCCCUGGUGGGGCCAUCCAGUGGCCAGGGACCAGUGCCUCUGUCUGUUAUCUGCUGGUACCGUGUUCAGAGCCUCUCCUUUAGUGAAUCCUGCAGGAGUCUAGAGAAUCAGCUGUCUGGAAACUUACUGAGGAAGUUUAAGAACAGCAACGGCUGGCAGAAGCUCUGGGUGGUCUUCACCAACUUCAGCCUGUUUUUCUACAAGUCUCACCAGGAUGAUUAUCCACUGGCCAGCCUUCCUCUGCUGGGUUACUCAGUCACCAUCCCCUCAGAGUCUGAAAACAUCCACAAGGACUACGUCUUCAAACUGCAUUUCAAGUCCCACGUCUACUAUUUCCGAUCGGAGAGCGAAUACACUUUUGAGAGGUGGAUGGAGGUCAUCCGCAGCGCCACAGUCCCCUCCAGCGGCGCUCGCAUCCUGAACAGCAAAGAGUCCCACCCUCACUGAGUUUGUGUCCACACGCCAUCUCCUUCAGGACAAGACUCUUUGCUUUUCUUUUCUACACAUUUCUGGGACAUUUGUACAUGUGUCCAUGCACAUUUGGUGCUUUUUAAUGCUUUAAUGGUGACAUGUCCGCUGGUUUAGACUGCAUCAGAGACUGCAUUUUUUGGCAUUUUUACUCUCAACUCUGAAACCUCUUUUUAAGGAUGUCAUUUUAUACUGUUUUCUAAUGGUCUGAACCACUUCCUAUCUUUCUGGUUUUACAUUUUGUCAUUGGUUGUUCUUACAGUAGGAACAUAUUGGUAUAGAUAUUCAGCAUUAUUUCUUAGAUGGUUAAACUGUCACUGCAUUGUCAUAACGAUUUUGUCUACUUUUUCAUCUUAUUGAAAACUGCUGCUUUGAAAAUGUCCUGCAACUUCAGUGCCAAACUGGUUUAUAUAUCAAUGUCCUGGACUUUUUAAUGCUAUUUUGUUACAUUGGGGAGUGUCUCCUUAGACUGUAUACCAUGACAUUUUAAAUCAUAUUAAAACAGGCCACCCUUUAAAGGUCGAUGCUCUGUUCACACCUGGCCCAGCACAAUGUGUUCUUGUUUUAAAACAAUUAUGAAAAUAUGAAAUUAUUUUGUUGUAUUAUUGACAUAACCCUAGGAUGGAUCACAAUGUGGCCAGGGGUAGCUGCCAGAUUAAUGCCAUUUCAAGUAAAGUAAAUAUUCUAUUCGCUGAUAUUUGUUGUAUGAAUACGUCUCAGACUGUUUUGCUUUUUUUUGGCUUUUUUUUUUUACUAACUAAAGUUCCCCUUCAGCUCUGUGAGAAAAUGUGAGAUUUGUUCAUAAUCAUUGUAUUAUGAAGGUGAGUGUUAUUGAAAGCUUUAAAGAUUACGUGUGAAACAAAAUAGAAACUUUCAGUUCCAAGCGCCGUUGCCCUCGCUGAACUAGGCUGCCUCCUGUAUACAGAUACCAGAUCUUUUUAUGGGUCUACAUGAAUGGAAAUAAUAUGCAUUUGAACAGGGUUUUGCAGUUAAGCAAAUGAAAUGGAAAACCUCAGUUCUGCUUAGAACUGCAACGUUUUGCUUUUUCUUCAGACAACAGAGAGCUCUUUGGAAAUGAAAGCAAUAAAAAAAAAAAACUUAUUCAAACUUA
Sebastes umbrosus (honeycomb rockfish) is the source of this 4656-nucleotide messenger RNA. Its product is annotated as FERM, ARHGEF and pleckstrin domain-containing protein 1-like. The transcript is spliced from 28 exons. Gene Ontology annotation, cellular component: cytoskeleton. The coding region runs from base 336 to 3524 and encodes 1062 amino acids. Gene Ontology annotation, molecular function: guanyl-nucleotide exchange factor activity; cytoskeletal protein binding. The record is from RefSeq and is a predicted model, not a curated record. Lineage: Eukaryota; Metazoa; Chordata; Actinopteri; Perciformes; Sebastidae.